UCGCCGCCCACUGCCUGCCUAACGCAGCGUGUUGGCCGCUCCACCACACGUAGGAGGAAAGGAGCCGGAGAAGCCCAGCCAGCCUCCUCGCCGCCAGCGAGCCGCCGUGCAAUGCCGCAAUAGGAUGCACGCACGAAUGCCCCCAAGGUGCCACCCUCCCUCCAUCCACCUCGCCGUAUAACCCAAUCCAAUCGAUCCGUUUGUGGGACUUGGUUGAUCCCGUUCGUCUCCAGAUCAGGUCAGCUAGGAUUUGUCAGGCUGGUGAAAGCUGAAGGUGAUUCAGGCGUGCUCGUGUUGGAAGAGGCAAAUUGUCUAGUGACAAAGUCACACCACAGCGUCGUCCCGGAUUCAUUUGCUCAGUUCUGAGUUCUGAUGAGAGUGGUGGGUUGCAGACUGGUUUCAUUCAACUCUUCUGUGUUCCGAUUUCCGAAGCACGAUGGAGAGAGGGGCUCUGUCUUCUCUAACACCGCUGAUGGUCUCGGUGUUGACGGCUAGUAUUCUUCUCUGAGUCUGAACCAGUCUGUAGAUACACCAUCAUCAAAAGUCAGGCUUUGUGCUUAUAUAAUGGAAGACAGGAGUGUUUUGACCAAACGUUAUGAAAUAGGGAGGCAAUUAGGACAAGGCACCUUUGCAAAGGUUUACUAUGCUCGCAACAUAGCAAAUGGUCAGUCUGUUGCCAUAAAAAUGAUCGAUAAGGACAAGAUCUUGAAGGUUGGUCUUGUGGAUCAGCUAAAGAGGGAGAUCUCGAUAAUGAGGAUCGUGAGGCACCCGAAUGUUCUGCAGCUCUUUGAGGUAAUGGCUACCAGGAGCAAGAUUUACUUUGUUCUGGAGUACGCUAAAGGCGGUGAGCUUUUCAACAAAUUAGCCAAGGGGAAGCUUAGCGAGGAGGGCGCGAGGAAAUAUUUUCAUCAGUUGAUCUCUGCUAUAGAUUAUUGCCACAGUAGGGGUGUUUAUCAUCGUGACUUGAAGCCGGAAAACCUACUGGUGGAUGAGUAUGAAACCCUUAGGGUCUCUGAUUUCGGUUUAAGUGCGCUAACCAAGUCAAAGUGGCGAGAUGGUCUGCUCCACACCGCAUGCGGAACUCCAGCUUACGUUGCUCCUGAAGUGCUCAGCAGGAAAGGCUACAACGGUGCAAAGGCAGAUGUGUGGUCUUGCGGAGUAAUUCUGUUUGUUCUUGUGGCCGGUUAUCUUCCUUUUCAUGAAAGAAAUCUUAUUGAGUUGUAUAGAAAGAUUGCUAAAGCUGAGUACAGAUGCCCUCGUUAUUUUUCCACUGAGCUGAAGGAGCUCCUUAGUGGAAUCCUUGAUCCAGAUCCUAAUACUAGAAUGUCCAUCACAAGGAUAAAGAGAAGUCCUUGGUAUAGGAAGCCGGUUGAGAGAACACCACCGAAAAAAGACAAGACUUACACGAGUGAAGCUGAUGCGUCUGGCCUUGCAUGUCGCAACAGUUCCGAUGGACCGUUGAGCAUGAAUGCGUUUAAUAUCAUUUCCCUCUCUCCGGGGUUCGAUCUAUCUGGUUUAUUCGAUGAAAGAUAUAGUCAAAGGGAGGCCCGGUUUGCUUGCAAACAGACGCCAGCAACUGUAAUUGUGAAGCUGAAGGAAAUGGCCCAACGCAUGAAGCUUAAAGUUACAAAGAAAGACAAUGGAGCGUUGAAAUUGGCGGCGCCGAGGGAAGGAAAGAAGGGUACUCUUGAGUUUGAUGCAGAAAUCUUUGAGCUCGCAUCCUCUUUUCUCUUAGUCGAGUUAAAGAAGACCAACGGUGACACCAUGGAGUACCAGAAACUGCUGAAAGAGGACAUUAGGCCAUCACUCAAUGACAUUGCUUGGGGAUGGCACGGCGAUGUUCAGCAGCAGGCACAGCUACCCCAGGAUCGACAGUGGCCGCCGCAGCAGCAGCAGCAGGCACAGCUACCUCAGGAUCGACAAUGGCCGCCGCCGCUCCCACCACAGCGGUUAGAAGCUUUAGCCGCAAAUGCUUUCUCCCCACUGCCACAAUAAUCUAACUGAAAUCGCUAUCGAACAUUCACAUAUUUCAUGGUGAGACCCAGAACCAAAUUUGCUUGUGGUUCCUAUGAGCAUUCUCUUAGACUAGUAAAUGUGCUUGUAGUUCUCACCUAGAUGUCUAUCAUUGUUGGAAACGAAAGCACAGUUGUUGCCCAUUUCUGUAAAAUUGUUUUUGAAUAUACAGAAAUGGUGCCUCUCCAGAUUGUCAUCGCUGCAGAGAACAGUGCUUUGUAAUUUUGGGUAUAAUGGUGGAUGCAUUUAAGUUCUGUAGGAUUCUCAUAUUGAGUUGUUUUAUUAUUACAGAAAUACAUCUCCUUCUGGUAAUAUAUGACUGUUGCGAUUUGUGAA
Molecule: messenger RNA, 2349 nt
Organism: Hordeum vulgare subsp. vulgare (domesticated barley)
Lineage: Eukaryota; Viridiplantae; Streptophyta; Magnoliopsida; Poales; Poaceae
Product: CBL-interacting protein kinase 28-like
Exons: 2
Coding region: 565-1995 (476 amino acids)
Biological process (GO): protein phosphorylation; signal transduction
Molecular function (GO): protein kinase activity; ATP binding
Source: RefSeq, a predicted model, not a curated record